Molecule: messenger RNA, 3204 nt
Organism: Pneumocystis murina B123
Lineage: Eukaryota; Fungi; Ascomycota; Pneumocystomycetes; Pneumocystales; Pneumocystaceae
Product: calcium/proton exchanger
Exons: 9
Coding region: 12-3173 (1053 amino acids)
Biological process (GO): calcium ion transmembrane transport; intracellular calcium ion homeostasis
Cellular component (GO): endomembrane system; membrane
Molecular function (GO): calcium:proton antiporter activity
Source: RefSeq, a predicted model, not a curated record
UUUUUUUUAGUAUGGAAAAAAAAGAUAUAGUAUUAUCAUCAUAUGCAUCCAAAGGGAGUUUCCGUACUGCAAAUUCUCAAAUAUCUGAAAAUGAAUGUAACACAGAUGAAUCUCCCUUAGAUAUUUCGAAUACAUGCGCAGAAAAUGCGCGUCAUUCUAAUCAACCAUCAUUUGAUUCUACAUCUACAAUUAGAUGUUCGUCGUCGAAUAUAAGUCAUCAACAGAAUAGAAACACGAGAAACUUUACAUCGUCAUCAACAUAUCCAUGUAGAAGUGGAUAUAAUCAACGUGCUGUUUCAGUAACGUCAACUACAUCAUCUUCUAAACAAGUCAAUUCGCGCAAUCCUCGUUACAAAAGACAUAUUGUUAGAGUUAUAUCGCAUCCACAAAGAGGGUAUUUUUCAGCAGAAGAUGAUGAGAAUGAAAUUGAAGCAGACGAAGAGGCGUUUUUUUCAGAAUUCGAGUCAGAGUUUCGAAAUAAGACAUUAAAAAAAAAAGGCCUUAAAAGAGAUUAUGGAAAAAACAAAACAAUUAUAGAUGAAAUAGACGAAGAUACUAUUGGAGAAGAGUAUGAAAGUUUUGGAAAAUUAAUGUGUGAUAAUCAUAACGAUAAUGAAAGUAUCUCUCAUAGUAUCGACAGCGAGGGAAGUUUUACUUUAAAAGAAAGACAAGAUGCAAUUAAUAAAACGCAUCCUUUUGGUAUUAGGCUUUGGAAACCAGCUUUAUAUAAAAAAACACGAUCUGUACAAAAAACAGCAGAAGGCGAUAUUCACUCUACUCCAGGAGAACCUAUUUUUUCUAGAGAUCUUAUAGGUAAUAUUCUUUGGACGGUAUGCUUUGGAUGGUGGCUAGCCUUAAUUGCUUUAAUAACAUCAUUUAUUUGCUAUAUACUCAUAAUUGGUCAACCCGACAAAGAUUAUAGUCGAGUACUUCGGGGAUUAUCUUGUUAUGUCUUUUAUCCUUUUGGUCAAUAUGUUGAACUAAAAUCUGAAGAAGCAUAUGCUGAAGAAGAUGAAGGAGAAGGCCAUAGCAUAAACGAAUAUACUGAUUUAGAAAUAGCUAAACAUAAUAAUUUACCUAUUCAAAGAAUUAUUGGUAGACGAAGAGAUAGCAUUGAUAGUAUAUCAGAUACAGAGAGUUUACUUGGCUGUUUUCAUAGAUCAAACAAUGCUAUAAGAAGAAAAGGACGAAGAAGAUUAUUUGGAAGGGGUCAAUGGUCUUUUGGACGUAUAGUAUUUUUUCUACUUUUUUAUUCAAUAAUAGCACCACUUCUUUUACUUGUAUCUGCAUUUUGCUGGCUAAUAGUUUUCGCAAUGCCAAUGGCAAAAGUAACUUAUCUAUUAUUUGACCAUAUGAGACGGCAUCCUUUAUCUAUAGUUUUUCAUUCAGACUUUCGUCAGGGAGAAUUUUCCAACCCAACAAUUUUAGUAUGUACAUAUCGCGCCUUUGGUUUAAAAUAUUAUCAAUAUACAGUGGAUGGAGUAAACAUAUUUUUCAUAAACUUGAUGUUUAUAGUUUUAUUUACUAUUUCAGACGAAUAUCUCUUAGGAAGCAUUUUUGGACACAAUUAUUUUAUUACAUCAUCAGCAACUAUAUUCGUUCUUUCUCUUCUAUCAAUUGUAUCUUUAUCAUAUCUUGUUGGCAUGGCUGUUGCAUCUAUUUCUGCACAGUCAUCCAUUGGGAUGGGUGCAGCUAUCAAUGCUUUCUUUGGAUCUGUAGUAGAAGUUUAUCUUUAUUGUAUCGCAUUAAAUCAAGGAAAAGCUAGAUUAGUAGAGGGAAGCAUAGUCGGUAGUGUGCUUGCAGGUGUUCUUUUAAUGCCUGGUUUAUCAAUGUGUGCAGGAGCUAUACGAAGGAAGACACAAAGGUUCAAUGCUAAAUCUGCAGGCGUUACGUCUACAAUGUUGCUAUUUGCAGUUAUUGGGGCAUUUGCACCCACCUUAUUUUAUCAAAUCUACGGAACAUAUGAAUUAAAAUGUUUACCUUGUUCAAAAAGCAAAUAUAUAUAUAAUUGUCAAAGGUGCAAGUUCGACCAAUCAUAUGCACCUGAUGAUCCAUUUUACCAAAAUUCUGUAAAGCCAUUUACAUAUAUAUGUGCAUUAACUCUUAUUCUUUCAUAUUUAAUUGGAUUAUGGUUUACAUUAAGAACUCAUGCAGCAAUGAUAUGGCAAACUCCUAUUACCGUUUCUGCUUUAGAUACACCUAAAGAGAGUAUUACUUCUCGAUUGAUUAAAACACCUAUUCGAGAAUCUCAAAUUUUCAAAAAAAUAAUACCAAAAAGUUUUCUGGAGCAUCAAUUUAAUAAAAGACUUAAUAGCACAUUUCCAUCAUGUGAUAAUAAUAAUAUAUGUCAUCAAAAUAUUGCUUCACGAAAUCAUCCUCAAGAUUCUAUAAUAUCAUAUAUGCAAGACUCCUAUAAACCAGAAGAUACUAUUCACAACGAAACAAAUGCUUUUAUUAAUUCUAUGGGCUUAGCAAUGGAUGUUCAAGAAUCAAUGAUUCAAAAUCAAAGUAAUCACGAAUAUGAGCAAACACAAAACAAUAAAUUCAGAAAAAAUCUUAUACAUUCUCAAAGUUAUAUACAUGAACUAGAGGGAAAUGAACAUGAGAAUAAUACAGGACACGGUGCGCCCAGCUGGAGUCUAAAAAAAAGUACAUUAAUACUUUUGACAUCAACGCUGUUAUAUUCUGUAGUGGCAGAAAUGUUAGUUAAUACAGUGGAUGUAGUUCUUCAAAAUUUUCAUAUAGAUGAAAAAUUUUUGGGGUUCACUUUAUUUGCAUUAGUACCAAAUACUACGGAAUUUAUGAAUGCUAUAUCAUUUGCAACUAAUGGAAAUAUUGCACUGAGUAUGGAAAUUGGCUCAGCAUAUGCACUUCAAGUGUGCUUACUACAGAUACCAUGCCUUGUUGCAUAUAGUGCGUUUAGAAAUAUCGGGAAACAGGAACUGUUAUCCUAUACUUUCAGCUUGGUUUUUCCACGAUGGGAUCUUAUUUGUGUAAUUCUUUGCGUAUUUCUUUUAGCUUAUGUAUAUAGUGAAGGCAAAAGCAAUUAUUUCAAGGGUUCUAUUUUAAUAUUAAGUUAUACGGUUCUUCUCAUGGGUUAUUAUUUCACACCUAUCAAUAUACAAAACUUCUCUACAUUUAUAAUACAAAACAAAUAUAUCAUACAAAAAUAACAUAGUAAUUAAAACAAUAUAGUAAAUAACA